CGGAUCAGAGCGCGCCGCCGCGGGGCUGCUACAGAUCCACUCGAGAGCGCGCAGGAGCCUCACACACACUCAUUAGUAUACUUGAGGAGGUGUGCUUUAGCUUUUGAGCGUUUCAUUGAGCACAUUCCCGUUCGGAUGAGGCGCGGUUCGAGCGGAAUAAGCGGCGGCGGGCUUUGAUGAGGAUGAGGAUGAUAAAGAGCGCGAGACACCUGUGAUCACGUUCAGCAUCAGUCACUGAGAUAGAGCAGAGGAAGCCGCGGUGAUCUGGACUGGGAUCAGGUCUGUGGUGGUUUACUGUGAGACCGAUCAGCAUCAGGAACACGAAGAGAAACACCAGGGUUCAGCUCCAGCAGCACUAUGACCGAUGGAGAUUACGACUAUCUGAUCAAACUCCUGGCUCUCGGGGACUCCGGAGUGGGCAAGACCACCUUCCUCUACCGCUACACUGACAACAAGUUCAACCCCAAAUUCAUCACCACCGUGGGCAUCGAUUUCAGGGAAAAGAGAGUGGUUUAUACGACAAACAGCCCCAAUGGAACGACAGCAAAGACGUUUAAGGUUCACCUGCAGCUCUGGGACACGGCGGGACAGGAAAGGUUCAGGAGUUUGACCACGGCGUUCUUCAGGGAUGCGAUGGGUUUCCUGCUCAUGUUCGAUCUGACGAGUCAGCAGAGUUUCCUCAACGUCAGGAACUGGAUGAGUCAGCUCCAGGCAAACGCGUAUUGUGAGAAUCCAGAUAUUGUUCUUGUUGGUAAUAAAGCUGAUCUGAACGACCAGAGAGAAGUCCAGGAGAAACAAGCGAAGGAACUAGCAGACAAAUACGGAAUUCCCUACUUUGAGACGAGUGCAGCGACCGGUGCGGAGGUGGACAAGGCCGUGGUGACGCUGCUGGAUCUGGUGAUGAAGCGGAUGGAGCAGUGUGUGGACAAACCGGCGGCGGACACACACAACACAGACGGCAGCAAACUGGACGCUGCGCCGGCCAACGAGAAGAAGUGUGCGUGUUAAAGCAGCGUGAUCUCAGAGCGCAUCCUCCCGACCUACUGUAUUACAGAUAUGUGUGUGUGGACACUCGUCUUUCCCUCCGAGAGUCUGUGAGAGCUGUGCUACUGCCUCGUCAUCUUUAACAACCCGUCCAAAUUCAGCAAAUGCAUCUGAAAUAUUCAUAUAGAGAUCUUAGCUCAGAAACUCACACUAAAAACCUGAUGUGGCCAUAAUCUCGAGUUAAAUGAAUGUACAUAAAAACAGAAAUAUCUGGCUCGCCAAGAGCUGAACGACAUUCAUACACUACCAGGCAGAAGUUUGGGAUAAUUAUGAGUUUUUAGUGUUUCUGAAAAGAAUUUCUUCUGCUCACCUAGGCUGCAUUUAUUUGGUUAAAAACAGUAAAAAUUAGAAAUAUUUUUACAAUUUCAAAUAGCUGUUUUCUAUGUGAAUAUCUGUUAAACUGUAAUAUAUUCCUGUGAUCAAAGCUGAAUUUUCAGCAUCAUUACUCCAUUCUUCAGUGUCACAUGAUCUUCAGAAAUCAUUCUAAUAUGCUGAUUUGCUGCUCAAGACAUUUCUGAUUAUUAGCAAUGUUGAAAACUACUUGUGCUGCUCAAUAUUUUUGUGGAAACUGUGAUAUACCAUUCAAGAAGAAAAGAGGUAAAUAAAAAAUUAAAGAAAGAAAGAAAAAAAAACUUUUUUUUGAUUAACAUGCAUUAAAAAAGUAACAAAGACAUUUCUAUUUCAAAUAAAUGCUGAUCUUUUGAAAUUUUCUAUUCAAGUUUCCUUGGAUAAAAGCCAAAUUUUUUCUUGUAUUUUUCCCCCUUUAUUUUGAAGUGCAGUAAUAUUAGUAAUUGUGUAAAAUUUGAGUUUAUUUCAAGAAUAUGUGUAUAUCUUAUUUACUUAUUUAUUGCAUAGAUAUAUUAUUCAUUGAAAUGUUGUUGCAAUUGCAUUA
Messenger RNA from Onychostoma macrolepis, 1936 nucleotides. RefSeq names its product RAB27B, member RAS oncogene family (gene rab27b). NCBI's taxonomy places the organism in Eukaryota, Metazoa, Chordata, Actinopteri, Cypriniformes, Cyprinidae. The transcript has 7 exons. Gene Ontology annotation, molecular function: GTP binding; GTPase activity. Gene Ontology annotation, biological process: melanosome transport; positive regulation of exocytosis. The record is from RefSeq and is a predicted model, not a curated record. Gene Ontology annotation, cellular component: secretory granule; melanosome. Bases 358 to 1008 code for a protein of 216 amino acids.